This is a messenger RNA of Leptosia nina, 477 nucleotides long. The record is from the annotation of a GenBank genome assembly. NCBI's taxonomy places the organism in Eukaryota, Metazoa, Arthropoda, Insecta, Lepidoptera, Pieridae.
AUGACUUCUGUCCAAGCACUCCAAUUGAACUUAUCGAAGCCCCUCCCGAUAACUCAAGAUUCUAAUGAUUUUGACAUGAUGGCGCUGACGAAGGCCGCCUUGAGGUUUGUCAAUCCGUGGUCUGUAGCGGUGAAAUCUGAAUGGACUCUUAAGGAAAAGAUUGAACCCGGCGCACCAGAAGCGAAAGAUCGUAUAAUAUCUCUAGCGGAAGUUUCUUCCCACGAUACUCCCGAUGACUGCUGGGUUGUGAUUUAUGAUAGAGUGUAUGACAUAUCGAGCUUUCUUGAUGAGCACCCUGGUGGCGCCGAUAUAAUGCUUGAGUACGCUGGACGUGACGCCAGCACCGCCUUCCGCAGUUCAGGACAUACGAAAUCCGCCACUAAAGCCCUAGAGAGGUUUCUCGUUGGAGAGCUACCGAUGCAGGAACGAAUGUACAGACGCCCCGGGGGCAUGCGCCUCAGCGACAUUCCAGAGUGA